Messenger RNA from Pyricularia oryzae 70-15, 2537 nucleotides. RefSeq names its product spermidine synthase. Gene Ontology annotation, cellular component: cytosol. Gene Ontology annotation, biological process: spermidine biosynthetic process. Lineage: Eukaryota; Fungi; Ascomycota; Sordariomycetes; Magnaporthales; Pyriculariaceae. The transcript has 4 exons. Gene Ontology annotation, molecular function: spermidine synthase activity. The record is from RefSeq and is a predicted model, not a curated record. The coding region runs from base 170 to 1051 and encodes 293 amino acids.
ACAUAAAGCCCAACGACUUUCAGAGUUCUAAAUUUCUUUGUGCUUGGGCAGCCACAGUCGUGUUCUUCAGCCAAAAUUUCUUCUUUGGUUCAAGUGCCUUCUCUCAGUCUCGAUUUCUCAUAAGAAAAAGAUUGUGUGUGUUAACACAUCACCAACAAAACAAUAAAAAAUGAGCGGCGAAAUCACCCACGAGACCAUCAAAGAUGGAUGGUUCCGCGAGAUCUCGGACAUGUGGCCAGGCCAGGCCAUGACCCUCAAGGUCGAGAAGGUCCUGCACCACGAGAGGAGCAAGUACCAGGAUGUGCUCAUCUUCCAGUCGACUGACUACGGCAAGGUCUUGGUCCUGGACAACGUGAUCCAGUGCACGGAGCGCGAUGAGUUCUCGUACCAGGAGAUGAUCACCCACCUCGCCAUGAACUCGCACCCCAACCCCAAGAAGGUGCUCGUCAUCGGUGGUGGUGACGGUGGUGUUCUCCGCGAGGUCGUCAAGCACGACUGCGUCGAGGAGGCCAUCCUCUGCGACAUUGACGAGGCUGUCAUCCGCCUGUCCAAGGAGUACCUCCCCAACAUGUCGGCUGGCUUUAACCACCCCAAGGUCAAGGUCCACGUUGGCGACGGCUUCAAGUUCCUUGCCGACUACCAAAACACCUUUGACGUCAUCAUCACCGACUCGUCCGACCCCGAGGGCCCCGCCGAGAGCCUGUUCCAGAAGCCCUACUUCCAGCUUCUCUUCAAUGCCCUCACCGAGGGCGGUGUUAUCACCACACAAGCCGAGAACCAAUGGCUCCACCUGCCCCUGAUCACCAAGCUCCGCAAGGACUGCAAGGAGAUCUUCCCCGUGGCCGAGUACGCCUACACGACCAUCCCGACCUACCCCUCGGGACAGAUUGGCUUCAUGGUCUGCAGCAAGGACCCCAAGGCCAACCUCAAGGAGCCGCUGAGGUCGUGGACCCAGGAGGAGGAGCUCGAGAAGUGCCGCUACUACAGCUCAGACAUCCACAAGGCCAGCUUCGUGCUGCCCAACUUUGCCCGCAAGGCUCUCCAGGACUAAGCGGAUAGGGGAACUGUGGGUUGAGAGCUGAGUUGGAUGCGUUGGGGGUCGGGAGAGAAAAGUUCUGAUAAUCAUUGUCUGAGAUUGAAAGUCGAUGAUAUGAGACAUCUCGCCAUUUGCACAUAAAUUAUAGCUGCACAUAUCCCAGUAAAUACAGUCGUCACACUUGGGUGCCCUCGCCUUCAGAGCCACAGAUACCUUCAGCUCGAAAACAUCAGUGGUAAUCAACAGCUUGAAGUAUGAUCAAUACUUAAGAUUCUGGUAACAGAAAACGCUGGGUGAAUUUGCCACUCGCCAUGAUUUCAUUCUCUAUAAGUUUUGGGCGUAAUUGUUUCUUAUCUUUGAUUAUUAUUGAGCAUACGUGCCAAUAUCCACUGGAUAACCCACUUCAUAACCCCACGCUUCAUCUUCAGGCGCCCGGCUGGCUGAUGUCCGGGUAGACAUCGAACCUCCUUUGAUCCCUGAGAGGGAUCCUAGUCCGGGGCCCUUCUAUAGCCUCGGGGUCCAGGUCGGCGUAGACAAUUGUCUCGACGUCGUCGGCCUGGCUCAGGACCUCGGCCAUGGGGUCGGCGACAAGGCUGUGGCCCCAGGCGUGAUAGGAGGCCUUCAGGUCCCUGGCCGGACUGCAGAGGGCGACGUAGAGUUGGUUGUCGACGGCCCUGGCACGCGCCAGCAGCUCCCAGUGCAGCGGGCCCGUCGUCAUGUUGAAAGCGCCCGGGUAGAGCAGCGCAAAGGCGCCCUUGCGCGCCGCGAUUGUGGCCAGCUCUGGGAACCGUAUGUCGUAGCAGAUGGCCACGCCGACCUUGCCGUACGGGGGAAGGUCCACGAUGGUCACCUCAUUGCCGGGGGACAGCACGUCCGACUCACGGAAGGUAAUCUUGCCCGGUAUGUCGAUGUCGAAGAGGUGGACCUUACGGUGGGUGGCCAGCAGGUCGCCCGACGGGGAGAAGACGAGCGCCGUGUUGUAGUACUUCUUGUCCUUGUCGUCCCCGCUGGCACCGUCGACCAGCUCCGGGAUGGAGCCAGCGAUGAGGUAGGCGCCCGUCUCCUUGGCCAUGGCGGACAGGGCGUGGUAGCUCGGGCUCUGCCCCCGGGUCGGCGGGGAGGGCAGCAGGGCCUCAGCGUACGAGGGGAAAUAGUCGCAGCCGUAGGGGGAGUUGAAGCACUCGGGCAGCAGGAUGAUCUUUGCUCCUGCGCGCGAGGCCUCGAUCACCUUGUCGCGGGCGUGGGACAGGUUCGCCGCCUUAUCGGCGCCGCUGGCCAGUUGGAUGCAGGCGAGCUUGACAGGCUGCUUGAGCACCGGUUCGUGCGUCUUCUCCGCGCUGCUUGCCAUUGUUCUGAUGCCCAACAGAAUGGACCUGCCUUUUACCGGUUGUUUGUACCUAACAGCGGAAACGAUGGAUGUUGAUGCAAGCCUUGUGGUCUGCAAUGCUCUUCGCAUCGUCUUUUAUUUCAAUAUUAUGUAUGGCGCGGAAAGCAGCCGAGA